Molecule: messenger RNA, 1817 nt
Organism: Melopsittacus undulatus (budgerigar)
Lineage: Eukaryota; Metazoa; Chordata; Aves; Psittaciformes; Psittaculidae
Exons: 3
Coding region: 491-1447 (318 amino acids)
Source: RefSeq, a predicted model, not a curated record
CACAUCAAUGCAAAGGUUUGAAAGCGUUGAAGGCAGAGCGGAGAGCGAGGCGGAACGGCUGCCCGGGGGUUUGGACUUACUUUAGAUCUUACGGGGAUUUCUCCAUCUCCAGAAGCUCCGCUGUCCCCCCAGGACCCCUCUCCACCAAAGCCGGUUCCUUGUCUAAAUAUACAAAAAUGGAUUUAUCCUGCCCUGCUGUCCUCCGGCAGGUUGCAGGCACUUACUGCCGACACCGCUGGAACAGUUAAAGGUAUUUCGGCAGCUUUUGGUUAAAAACAAGAGUUUUCCCUUCGGAUCUGGGGUGUGGAGGGAGUGUUUUAAUUACAGCCCUCGGGGAAGGCUGGCUCGGAGCCGGGCUUCCCCGGGAACACACAGAGCUGGGGGGCUGGCACCCCCUCCUGGUGUGCGCUCAGACUGCGGGCGGGUAGGGGCUGCGAUGGGAAUAACCACCGCUUACAUCUGAACUGACGGACAAAGCGUCGGGGUUAAAAUGCUGCCGUUAAUGGCUGGGGCUUAUCUGGAGCUUCUGUGGGUGAGUGUGGCUUUUCCUUCAUUUACAAGUGUGCGCGCUUGUUGUGCUGUAACUUCCAGGCAAGUUUUGAAGGGACAAAAUGACACGCAGCUUUGUUCCCGUAUCUCCUGCUUUCCAGAAACACCCGACUGCUCUCCUGCACUGCAUCACUUCUCACACCCUCUGGGACACUUAGAAAAACCAAAACGGGGGAGCAUACAUGGGAAAACACGGAAAAUGGGUUUAAGCCAGAUUUAUUUUGUGACUUGGUUUCAUUCAAGUAUUUAUGACACCAUCAACGGCCAAGAAUUUGGGAAGAACGCUGUGAAGUGGAUGGAAGGUUAUCUGAGGGGAGUCCCACACAGCACUGGCAGCACCGGCUGCACAGAUUGGAGGUUGGAGCAUCCCGGGUUGUUUGCAGUAGAUCAGAAUAGUUCCAGAGUGGCACGAAAGCCCUGCAGAAAAGGCUUCCUUCCUGUGAGGAGCAGCCUGCAGCAGGACAGGGCUGGGGAGCAGCUACAGACACUGGGUUCUGCUGUUUCUUGUUCAGUGCUCCUCCGCUGGAGCUCACUGCCCAACAGAUCCUCAGCAGCAGUCACCAACACCUUCCUUGAGAAUGAGACUUUUGGGUUUCCUCUUUCCCCCCACACCCUCUUUUUCUCUUGUAUUACACUUCAAGGUUUAGAUGUUAACUCACCACUGCAAGUCAGACAGAAACCCUUCACCCCUUGCUUGUGCCCAGCUACCAGGCACAGAGGAGCAAACCCAUGGGCAUGGGCUCAGUGGAAGGAGACAAGGAAGGAUUACAGGGUUUUAAUAAAAUCAGUUCAUUCUUUUUCCAGGCUGGGACGUGGGAUAAUUCCCUUCCUUGAAAUCCUCAGCACAGUUGAGAAGCCAGCACCAACUCUCCCGUUCCCAUUACAGCUAAUGGACUGAGGUCAGCCACAUCCAAACUUGUAAUGAAUUCUGUAUGUGCAUGCAGCCACUUGUUUUCCCAUUAAAAAAAUAAAAGGAUAAAAUUACAAGUCAGUAAUUACAGCUGCUGUGAUUGCAGUUCGGGAGCACCCCUCCUGUAAUGGCAUCAGUUGUGUCUUCUCAAUUUUACAGCUUCCCCAGCAUCCUCUUGUGCACCAUUAUAUGUAUGUGGUGCACCUUUCCCACUCUCUCCCACCAUUAAUUCUUGGAUUCUUAGUGAUCACUGUUUGUAUUGCUUAUUUUGCAAGCCUGUCUAUAGUGUCUAAUUAUGUGUUUGAAAUAAUAUUAUGUAAUUUUUAAUAAAGCUAAUGACAAUGUUUAGAAUAUAUGA